AGAUUGAUGCCGGCCAGCCAAUGGGAGACCUGCACUUGUGCCAGUCAAUCUCUCGUAUCCUUUCAGUUGGAACUCCGUCGGUACCUGAGUACUUGAGUGCUCUGAGUUCUCAGGUUUCCUUCUCCCUCUAACUCACGCUCUCCACUUGUCCAUACUACCAGAGCCUACCAGCUCCCCACAUUCCUUUGGAACCUUUCACUCAUUUAUUGCAGUGAUGUUCAAAUCGCUUAUCGUCUCAUUCGCCCUCGCAGCUUCAGUGCUCGCCAACGUCUAUAUUACCUCUCCGACUGCAGACACUACUUGGACUGGUGGUCAGGAAGCAACUAUCGACUGGCAGGACGACGGCUCCUCUCCUUCCCUCGCCUCAUUCGGCCUGGCGAAGUUCUCCAUCUAUGUGGGCAAUGCUAACCAACAAACCUCCCUGCAACUUAUCUCGGGCAACGUCAGCGUCGCAAAUGUCUCGUCACUAACUUUCACACCCAGUCCAACCAUUGGGCCGGACAGUAACGAGUACUUUAUUCGUGUCGAGUCCCUAAACCUCAAGGAUGCCUCCAACUCACAAUACCCAGCUCUUGCUUUCUCCGCCAAAUUCACCUUGGCUGGAAUGUCAGGUACAUUCAACUCUUCACUUCAAGCAGAGAUCGAUGGUCAAUCGACUGCGCCCAUCGGUGGCCCGACCUCUAGUGCUGGCUCAGCGACUGCUGCCACCACUGCCAAGGCUACCACCGUAGCUGCGGUUACCACCGGGAGUGCUGCCGCCAGUACUGCAACCAGCACCUCUAAGAGUAAUGGCGCAGGCAGGCACGGCGUAACGAGCCUUGCAGGCUUCGUUGGUGCUGCUGCGGUCCUCGUUAGUGCAGCCGUUCUCUAAUUUUUCCGUCCCUACAUCUCCUCUUCGAGUUUCCUCUGUCCUCUGUUUUCCACCCUUGAGUUUGUUUGCUCUUUCCUACAUAUUCCAUUCGGGGUAAUGUGGUCAUGCUUGUCUUUGAUGCGUUGUUGAUACGGUUACCGGCAUCUGGUGAUUUGCGGGAUUUGCUAAUAACUACAGGUUCUAGAUCAUUCACGGUACCGUAUGCGUAAUGUGUCUUUGAUGGUCGUGUAAUCACUUUCGUCUUUGAGACGAAUGGUUUGCGAGCGAAUACACUAUUUCUCUUCGUAGAUACUUGCAUGAAAGUAUCUAUAUAAAAGAUGCACAGCAACAAGCUCAACGGAACAUGCUGAAGAUCGCCAGAAGAUGAGCAAUCCAUUUCAAAGAAAGACAAACUGUCUCCGCCACUG
Molecule: messenger RNA, 1278 nt
Organism: Pisolithus orientalis
Lineage: Eukaryota; Fungi; Basidiomycota; Agaricomycetes; Boletales; Pisolithaceae
Exons: 5
Coding region: 215-871 (218 amino acids)
Biological process (GO): (1->6)-beta-D-glucan biosynthetic process; cell wall biogenesis
Source: RefSeq, a predicted model, not a curated record